Messenger RNA from Jatropha curcas, 1205 nucleotides. Its product is annotated as 5-formyltetrahydrofolate cyclo-ligase, mitochondrial. The record is from RefSeq and is a predicted model, not a curated record. Gene Ontology annotation, biological process: folic acid-containing compound biosynthetic process; tetrahydrofolate interconversion. Gene Ontology annotation, cellular component: mitochondrion. Gene Ontology annotation, molecular function: 5-formyltetrahydrofolate cyclo-ligase activity. NCBI's taxonomy places the organism in Eukaryota, Viridiplantae, Streptophyta, Magnoliopsida, Malpighiales, Euphorbiaceae.
CAAAACGCAGAUUAUAGAAGAAACGGUCACCGACGACCAACUCACCAGCCAAUGAGAACCGUCGAUAUCUAUCUACACUGCGAACUGAAGAACAUGUUUCCUCCCGCUAAAAACAUUGCAUUUAGCCUAAUCAACAAGGCAAAGCAGCUGCCUCUUAUCACCCACCCGCGCACGAUACCAUCAUUCGCUGCAACUCUCUCGCCUUUCUCGGCUGCACUGCGUACCACCGUCACCAUGAACAAAGACGCCGCUGAUUCUCACGAUAUUGAGGCUAUAUUUCAACGAAAGCACUUGCUUAGAUCCAAAAUACGCAAACAGCUCAAGAACAUGGAUCCAAUUAAGCGUUCUGAAGAAGAUAAUGCAAUUCAGAGCACUGUAGUGGAAGCUCCAUGGUUCAAAGCGAGCAAGAGUUUAUGUGCCUAUAUAAGCUGCGGUUCUCUACGGGAAGUCGAUACAUCGAGAAUUGUGUCCGAAGCUUUAUCUAAUUCAGGACAUCUGGAUGAUACUCAGAGCAGGAAAAAGCUAUAUGUUCCCCGUGUGGAAGACAAGAAUAGCAAUAUGAGAAUGCUCAAGAUAUCCGGCGUUCAUGAUCUGAUCGAAAAUUCGAUUAACAGUCCGGAACCUGCCUUGGUAGAUUCUGAGGGAAAUGAACGCGAAGAUGUUAUGCAAGCAAGUGAACCAGUUGACUUGGUCAUCGUACCUGGUCUUGCAUUUGAUAGAUCUGGAGGACGUUUGGGCCGUAGUGGGGGUUACUAUGAUUUAUUCCUGAAGAAGUACCAAGAACUUGCAAAAGAGCGGAAAUGGAAACAACCCCUUCUUGUUGCACUGUCAUAUUCCCUGCAGAUCAUGGAAAAAGGAGUCAUACCUGUUACUCCCUAUGACGUUCCAGUAGAUGCUUUUGUCUCCCCUGCUGGUUUCAUCCCCAUUAGCCCAGCUGCCUUGGAAUGUGCAACUAAAUGAAGCUCUUUCUUUCUAUUCCGCCGCACAUAUAUCUGGAGGUUCUGCUUCACAUUUGCUUCAUAUCUUUACUGGAAGCUAUUUUCUUAUGAGAAUGAAGCAUUCAGACUGAUUUAUAAUCCCACAGGAUUUUUUAAUUAAUUGGAAAUUAUAGGUCUACUCUGUGUAUAACUCUCGUUGAUUACUGGCUAUAGCUUACAAAAUAAUGUAUAUCCAAUCAUAUAAAUACAGGCUUUAUUGUCUCUUUA